Entamoeba nuttalli P19 is the source of this 849-nucleotide messenger RNA. RefSeq names its product leucine-rich repeat containing protein. The transcript has a single exon. The record is from RefSeq and is a predicted model, not a curated record. Lineage: Eukaryota; Evosea; Mastigamoebida; Endamoebidae. Bases 1 to 849 code for a protein of 282 amino acids.
AUGAGAGGGAUUUUCAAUAAAAUGUAUUCUUUAACAAAUCUUCAUUUUGAAAAUAAUCAAACAGUGAAUUAUAGACAAUUACUUAUUGAAGAAUUACCUUCUGUAGAACUUGGACUUAAUGUCUCUAUUGAUGGUUUAUCAGUACAACCAGAAGAAAGGUAUCAGGCAAUUGAUAAAGUCUCAAGAUUGGGAAGGUCACAUUUUGAAAUAGAAAAAAAUGAGGAAGAAUUUACUGAGAAAAUAAUGGCUAUUUCUAAGAACCAAAAGGAGGCUUUAGUUAUAGAAAAGAAGGAUGAUGUUGCUCUUAUUACUUCAGAAGCAAAAAGAGAAAUGAGACUUUCUGGGAAUGCUUUAAUUUCUAUUGGAAAUGGAAAUAUUGAAUGUCAUGUUAAAUUUGGUGAAGAAGAUGCAGACUUUAUGAUACAAGAAAUAUAUAAAUUAAUGGAAAGACUUCAAAACAAACACCUUCAACAAGAAGGAAAGUCUGAAUCAACAACAGAAGAAUCUACUGAACAAAAACACAUUACAACUAUUGUUACAGAAAAACACAUAGAAAAAGAGCCAAACCAAACAACUCCACAAUUACAAAUUCCUUCAACUAAUAAAGAUGAAUUUAUUGAAGUUAGACCAAUUUUCAACGGAAUAGAUAUUACUACAAGUGAUAGUUCUGAUAAAGCAUCGUCUUCAAUGCAUUUUGAAGGUAUUUCUGAUGCUCAACCAAAGAAACAACAAUCACCAAUUAUAAAUACACAACUAAAUGUUAGUGAUAACCAAGAACAAAUUACUGGAGAAAGCACCAGUUCAGAUAGUGUUAAUGCCUCUUAUAUUUUAGAUCAGAAAUUUAAAUAA